Bursaphelenchus okinawaensis is the source of this 4792-nucleotide messenger RNA. NCBI's taxonomy places the organism in Eukaryota, Metazoa, Nematoda, Chromadorea, Rhabditida, Aphelenchoididae. The record is from the annotation of a GenBank genome assembly.
AUGAGUGAAAUAUCGUUGAAACGAGCACACAGUGAGUCCUUUUUUGCUUUUUUCACAUAAUUUUAGAUGAAUCACAGGAGAAUCAAGCAGUGGAAACCAAAAAAAGACAAAGUAUGUUGUUUGUAUAAAGCUUUUCUUGCAUUUAUUAACCGUGGAAUGGGGAAGAUGAAAGCGAAUGUUAACGUUUAGAUGUUGCUGAGCGAAUAAUGGAGAACAUGGGACAUCGAGAAGGUCAGGGAUUGGGUCAGAACGAACAAGGUAUUACGGAACCGAUACAAAUUGGGGUGCAAAAUGGAAGACUUGGCCUAGGCCAUGAAUAUAAUCAGGUAAAGACAUAAAAUAAAAACAAACAAAUGAAAAAUGAUUAAAUACUGUUUUAAUAUAAAUUUAAUCAAAAAAUUUUGUACAUCAGAAUACUUUACAGAAAACAGCUGGCGAAUGGAACGAUCAAGAAGAAAACAAGAGUGUCGAAGAGGUGCCAGAAUUUCUUUCAGCUACACAAGAAGACAGAGAUUCUUUUUCCAAAUCUUUUGAUAUCAACUGGAUUCUGAAGGGAGAAGUAAGUGUGUUUACUUGAUUAUUAAGUUUUAGGCAUUAACAACCUUGCUGGAUGAAGAAGAAUUUUGCGACAAUCAACUGAUAUGUGAUCUGCUAAAAGCUAAAGGAAUAUUUGAUCACAUGAACAUACAAGACAUCCAAAACGCCAGACAAAGAGCAAAUCCUUAUGAAACUGUUAUGGGUGCCAUUUUUCAAAAUAGGUGAGUACUAAUACCAAACAAUUUUUAAUAUUUUUGGUGAUGUAGUUUUAAAUUUUACGGUCAUAACUUUUAGAGCAGCGAUGAAAAUGGCAAAUUUAGAUCGUAUAUUUGAAUGGAAAUUGAGCAGAGAGUUUGAUGACGAGCUUCGCCAAGCCCACAAUCCUUUAACUAUGGAAGAUUGUACUCACAAUUUCAAGAUGAACGAUGAAAUAUUUUACUUUGCUGACAUUUGUGCUGGUCCGGGAGGUUUUAGUGAGUACAUGAUGUGGAGGAAGGCGUUUUACAAUUCUAAAGGCAUUGGUUUUACCUUGCGAGGACGAGAUGACUUUAAAUUGUACAAUUUUAAAGCAUCUUCUCAAGCUUUCUUCGAGACUUACUACGGAUCAGUUGGUGAUGGAAACAUCUACAAUCCGGAAAACAUAAAGUAAAUCUGUGAUAAAAGUUGUUUUGUCUUUUUUGAUUAAUCAAAGGUCUCAUUGCCUUAGUUUGACUGUUUGUAUAAUUCUUUUUUUAACUUGUAUUGCUUGUAGGUCACUGGAAGAGUACGUGAGAAAGAGGACGGGUGGCAAAAUGUGUGAGACUGUAAUGUCUGAUGGUGGCUUUUCAGUAGAAGGCAAAGAAGAUAUCCAAGAAGUUUUGUCAAAACGGAUAUAUCUAUGUCAAUUUAUCGUCGGCCUCUCACUUUGUCGUGUAAAAUCGGAUACUCAAUCAGGUGGCAACUUCAUUUGCAAGAUGUUUGAUGUCUUUACUGCCUUCAGUGCAGGCUUGGUGUAUGUUAUGUACCUAGCAUUUGAGAAAAUAUCUAUUCAUAAGCCUAACACGAGUCGACCUGGUAACUCUGAAAGGUAAGUAUAGUGUGAAGACUACUUUUACAAUAUUUAUAAGAAUAACAAUUGAUGCUUAUAAAUAUUUAAAGUGUUGAUGAUGUUAAACGAUGAAUUUUUCUGUUCUAGGUACAUAUUUUGCGAAAAUUUGACUGAAUUUGGAGCUACAGUACUAAAGAACUACUUGAUCUACAUCAACGAUGAAAUGGAAAAGACUCCAGAAGACGCAGACGAAGAUAUUCUGGAGCUUAUUCCGUUGGAAACAAUGACUGGAGAUGAAAAGUUUAUAGAAUAUUUGAGGAAAAGUAACCACAAAUGGGCUACACGACAAAUACUGUACCUCCAGAAGUAUGAGACGUACACCUUGAACAAAGGAGCAUUCGAUGAAGAUCAGUCGGAGUUGAGGGAGAAAUGUUUGAAAUAUUGGGAAAUCCCAGACAAGCACCGACCCCUGGUCGACAAUCAGCCACCGGCUAUGGCUUUACGGGUAUUGGUGGGAGAUCAUAUGGUAAGCUUUGGACAUUUUUGUACACAAUAAUCUCACUGUUUAUCAUAGUACAAUAUAACGUUCUUUUAGGAUUACAACUUUUCAUCGGCACGUUCCCUCAAUAUCGAGACUUUAAACUCGUUCAAGGAUUAUUCAAAUUAUCAUCUCUCUUUUCUACCUGAAAAUACACCCCCUCUACUAUUGGUAACAAAUGGAAAGGUAAGCGGAAGCCUUAUGAUCAUACGGUAUAUGGCUGUACUAAAAUAAUAUUGUUACUAUCACUUGUAUGAAUUAUUUAAUUUUUAGGGUGAAACCUUUCUGAUUGACAGUGCGCAAUCGAACAUAAAGCAACAUGAUCUCUAUCUACCUCCAAAAACCUUACUGCUUGUACAAAAAACGUGUAUUUAUACAAAAGUAAGUCAUACUUGUUCUGUUUCAAGAUUUUAGGUAUGAAAAAAAAUUUUGACUUGUAAGGCGGAUGAUACAUAAUGUUGUGACAUUUUUGACUAUAUUCCAUUUAGAACCAAAAAGGAGCACUAUUAAACUGUGCCGAUUGGUCCAAUACGAUAGUUAUCAUAGACGCAGCCUGGAUAGCUGGAAAUGCCGUUUAUGAUCAGAGUUUGCCUGAACGAUCGGUGUCCAUCCAAAAGUUCUGUGAAACUGUCAACAAAACGACCGCGAAUUAUCAACAGAACUUUGAACAUCGGCUGGAAAAGGUAUGGAAUGUGAAGAAAAAGGGCAAGAACAGAAGUCACAUGAACAGUCAACUCAACUCAUACCUUCUCAUACCUUCCAAGACAUUGCCUCUAGUACCAUCUGUCGACAGCUUUUCGGAGCUAAAAGUAGCGUAUCUGGAAGCGAACAAUAGGUGUGAGACAAUGGCAGUCGAUAAGUAUGAGAUAUCAGCAAGGCUGGCGGAUGACAACAAGGAAAGAUAUGUCUCGGUAAAAACGAUCAGGAUAUACAAACGAAAAGGUAAUAUUUAUUUACAAACUGUACCUGUUCUUAACUUCAACGGUUGUUAUUUUGUAUGUUACUGUAACAAUACUUUCAGACGACAAAAACCAAGUCAUAGGAUUCUUUGACAGCUGGAAGAAUGACACCGUGUGGGACUGGGUAUGGAAGUCAGAUGCCAGAGGCAAAGUCGGUAUUUCAGAAAUACUGACAAAGACGAUUGACAAUUUUUUAACGGUUUCAACUUUAAAACAACUUCUCGUUGAAUAAAUAUUUAUUGAGUUUUGUUAUCAAAUAAAUAUUAUUAUAACUAUUGUAAAGUUACGGCUUUCGCUUAAAACAUUGGUUAACAAUAUAUCUUGUUGACUACAAUUUCUGUGACAAAUGUAAAAAUCCUGCGAAUUUGUUAGGAAAAUCUAAAAAAUAUUAUAUGAUUCAUCAAAACUCAUCAGAACUCCAUUUUUCCAAAAGACAAAUUUUAAAUUGGUUCUAUUUUCGAAAAUAGUUCAUUUUUAUUUUUGUUCUAUCCCGGAACGAAAAUGUUUUGUGGCGUUCUGUUUUGAUGAUAUAUUUUUUGUUAUUUUAAAAAUUUUUCUACUAAAAGUUUGAGAUGUAAGUAUUACAAUACCGCUUGUUGUAUUUAUAACAAGACAGUUUUACUUUAGAACUUUUUUAUUGUUUUACUUGUUUUAUAUAACGUUUUAGUUGAACGUUCUAACGUUUUAUGAGCGAUUACAAUGUAUUUUUUAGAAUGUCUCGUGGUAGCAGCGCUGGUUUUGAUCGUCAUAUUACUAUCUUCUCUCCAGAAGGUAGAGUAUACCAAGUGGAAUAUGCAUUCAAGGCCAUCAACUCUACCAAUUUAACUGCUGUUGGUGUAAAAGGAAAUGAAACUGCUGUUAUUGCUGUUCAGAAGAGAGUUCCUGUAAGUUUUCUCCUUGCUGCCGUAUUUUCUGAGUUUAGGAUAAGCUGAUCGUCUCUGAUUCUGUUACCAGCGUCUACAAACUUUCACCAAGCAUCGGAUGUUGUGCUAUUGGCAUGAUUCGUAAGUGUAUAUUGUUUUAGCUGUUAAUGUUUUAGUUCAGACACGGAUUGAAGUUAGUAUCGUGUUGAUUUAUGGUUUUUACUACUAGUCUUAUUUUGGUUUUAGGUUGUUUGAUAAAAAAGUUAUAUUACGGGUUUGUUUUUAGCUGAUUGCAAGUUCCAAGUGAAACGUGCUCAAAGUGAAGCUGCUGGAUGGAAGUACGAAAACGGUUACAACAUGUCAGUUGAACAGUUGGCUAGAAGAAUGGCAGAUUUGAACCAGUAUUAUACACAGAACGCUGAAAUGCGUUCACUGGGAUCCGGUAUGUGUUAUAUUUUAGGUUAAUUAUUUAUUAAGGUAAACGAAAGGAUAGUUAAAGUUUAAUGUUUAAAGUAAGCUAUCUAUGUUUGUUUUAGCUUUGCUAAUGAUUUCCUACGACGAUGAAGAUGGAGUUCAAGUUUACCGUGUGGACCCGGCUGGUUACUACCGUAGCAUGAAGGCUGUUUCUGUUGGCGUUAAGCAACAACCGGCUACCAGUUUUCUGGAGAAGAAGUUCAAGAAGCAAUCAGAAUUCGACGAAGACGAAACCAUUCAAACUGCUCUAGAAGCUCUUCAAACUGCUCUGGGGACUGAUCUGAAGGCUCAGGAAGUUGAAGUUGUUGUGGUGACCAAAAAAGACCCCAGCUUCCGGAAGCUAUCUAACGAUGACGUUGAUCACCACUUAAAUGCUAUUGCUGAACGAGACUAA